AAAAUAAAAUUCAAAACCUUAAUAGCAUUCUCAUUACUUCCCCUGAACUUUCGGAUCUGCGAAAGAGACUCAAAAAUCUUGAAACAAAGGAUGUUUCAAGAUCUAUUAACUCAUUUUCGGACGGUGCAAGCAAAGCACGAGAAGACCAGAAAACAAGUCAACCUACUCGAAAUCGUCGUAUUCGUGGCGAUCGUACAUCGCUUCCAGCAAGCAAUAGCAAUUUGUCGCAAUCAACGACAUCAAUAUCCAAUAAGAACAAUAGCGGAUCCACUGAUCAACGUGGGAGUGCAAGCUCCAAUAGCGUAAAUGUUAAUACUGGAACUUCUGGGUCACUGCAGGCAGACCAACCCAAGAGACGGCUGAGCGCGGCCAGUUCAACUAGUGCGACAAGUGAUCAUGGAUCUGGAAGUGCCUAUUCACGCUCUCAGAGUCCACCUGUAAAUGUCAAGCGUG
Molecule: messenger RNA, 453 nt
Organism: Racocetra fulgida
Lineage: Eukaryota; Fungi; Glomeromycota; Glomeromycetes; Diversisporales; Gigasporaceae
Source: the annotation of a GenBank genome assembly